GAAAAGCAACAAGUCAUAUGAUCCGAGAUUCCUGAUUGUUUGAGGAAACCAAAUUUCAUCUUAUUUUGUUGAAUUCCAGCCAAAUUUGUCAACGAUGGGCGUCCAGAUCGCUCCUAUAGCCGUGAUGACUGUCUUUUGGGGUGUUGUGGGCAUCGUCCUGCCCUUCGUCGUGCCCAAAGGGCCGAACAGAGGAGUAACCCAGGUGGUUUUGAUGCUGACUGGUGCAACAUGUUGGCUCUUUUGGCUUUGCUGCUACAUGUCCCAGAUGAACCCUCUAAUCGGCCCCAGGCUGUCGAACCACACCCUGUUGCUCAUCGCUAGAGAAUGGGGCAAUCCCAUCAACGUGACCCACGGAGGUGUUGGUCACUGAGGUCUGCAAAUCUUCCAUUUAACACAUUCCGAACGUACAGUUGGCGAUCAAGAUAAGAGAACCUCCAGCACACUUUUGAGCACGAAAAAAAAUCAAUUGAAUAGUCCUUGAGAAUUAUUUUUCUGAAAAGUAUUGAAACAAAUGCAGUGCCUUUUUGUCAAUUUGUCGAUAAAAAACAAUUAUCUUGUGA
Molecule: messenger RNA, 560 nt
Organism: Neocloeon triangulifer
Lineage: Eukaryota; Metazoa; Arthropoda; Insecta; Ephemeroptera; Baetidae
Product: V-type proton ATPase subunit e-like
Exons: 4
Coding region: 95-370 (91 amino acids)
Biological process (GO): proton transmembrane transport
Cellular component (GO): proton-transporting V-type ATPase, V0 domain; plasma membrane proton-transporting V-type ATPase complex
Molecular function (GO): proton-transporting ATPase activity, rotational mechanism
Source: RefSeq, a predicted model, not a curated record